AAUGUAAGCUGAGAGCUCACGUAAACAGAGUAAAAUCAUUAACACCAGUAGUGAGGUGGUUUUUCGAACAAUUGUGUCGUUCUUUGUCGUGUUUUUUGGUGUUCUAAUCAUUCUCGAAUUGGAUCUCCUUCAAACAUGUCACUGGGCGAAAAAAUUCUUAUCACAUUUUAGUUUUUUGUACUGUUGAUAGAUAAGCAAGUGUUGCAUUUGUAUUUUAACACCAGAUGAGAUCAAUGAAGUCACUAAAAUUCAACUACAGUGUGGUUAUUUGAUUGUGUAUCGUUUAUAUCGAUCAGUUUAUUUUGUGUGUUGUAUUAUUCUGCGCUGGCCUUUUUGUACAAAAUUUUCUCGUCAAAACACUUCACCAAAACGUGUACGAUUCUGUGUGUUUUGUUCAUUUGAAAUGAAAAUCGGCCCAAUUCUUUUCAUCGGUGGUGUGAACUUCGCCGUUUUGACAACAGCUUUAGUGUUGAAUUUGCUGGACAAUUAUAUCGACGAACAAUUGUAUCUCGGAUUACGCGAAUAUAUUAAUACAACGCACAAAGACUGCGUUUGGCGGAAUGCGUUUAAAGAUCGUAAACUUUGUACCAAAGAUGUAAGAAUUUGGCUAUAUUCCAAUGGAACCAACAAAGAAUUGAUAGAUCCAAUGAGCCCUGAUUGGCUGUUGGAUACGCCACAUUGGAAUGCGGAUAAAGAGAAUGUCAUCUUUAUUCAUGGGUAUGCUGCCGGUGAUGGCAGCCCACCAACACUCAUAAUGCAAGAAGCUUUCAUACAAAGUGGAGAAUACAACUUUUUCAUGAUCGAUUAUGGACCAGUGAGCCGCGCACCGUGCUAUGUGUCACUCGUCCAGAACAUUAAAUAUGUUAGCAACUGUGUGGCAUCUUACCUCAAAAACUUCAUGAAUUCCGGCAUGCAAAAGCAAAGCAUCACAUGCAUUGGUCAUAGUAUCGGUGCACAUGGCUGCGGCCUCUUAAGACGAUACCUGGGAUUCCGGCUGAAAAAAAUUAUUGGCUUAGAUGCAGCACUUCCCUUGAUCUCCGAUACGGAUCGAUUAAGCUGGCGCGAUGCAACCUUUGUACAGACAAUUCAAACAAAUGCCGGCUACUACGGUGACAUAGGAUCGAUUGGCCAUUUAGAUGUAUGCAUCAACAAUGGCAAUAUGCAACCGUUUUGCCAAAAUUCUCAAAAUCCAAAUCUGUGCAGCCAUUUGUAUGCAAUGUGUUUUGUAGCUCAGAGUUUGUUCAACGAUGAAUAUCAAAUGGAAGCCAAGCGCUGUACACAAGUGUGUCCGCAUUUGAGUGUGUUUCAAAUUGCAAAAGUGUUCAAUCCGUCCGAUCAGUCAGCCAUUCAUGACAACUCCAUUGCUGGUGAUACACCAGACAAUAUUGUGCUUAGCAUGAACAUGAGUGCUCAUGGAUCAUAUUGCUUAUCAGCUAUGGAAAAGCCGUUUUGUUCGAGGACUAAAGAAAAAAUUGGCACACGAAGAUGUUGCAGUUUUGUCGAUAUGUUUACCUAAAAUACUCGUAAAUUAGAUAG
Messenger RNA from Sitodiplosis mosellana (orange wheat blossom midge), 1536 nucleotides. RefSeq names its product phospholipase A1 member A-like. The coding region runs from base 404 to 1516 and encodes 370 amino acids. NCBI's taxonomy places the organism in Eukaryota, Metazoa, Arthropoda, Insecta, Diptera, Cecidomyiidae. The transcript is spliced from 7 exons. Gene Ontology annotation, molecular function: lipase activity. The record is from RefSeq and is a predicted model, not a curated record.